Sardina pilchardus (European sardine) is the source of this 1969-nucleotide messenger RNA. RefSeq names its product coiled-coil domain-containing protein 17-like. The record is from RefSeq and is a predicted model, not a curated record. Lineage: Eukaryota; Metazoa; Chordata; Actinopteri; Clupeiformes; Clupeidae. The transcript is spliced from 9 exons. Bases 65 to 1366 code for a protein of 433 amino acids.
AGCAUCUCAAAGCAGACAGAGGAAUACUCUGGGGCGAGAGACACACACCUUCAUUCCUCUCUUGAUGGGUGGAUCACUGUCCUCAGAAAUCAGUAAUGUGCACCUGUCCUACCUGCAACAUGGCGGACAUAGUCCUCAGGUGUUGUCCCAGCUGCAGGACCUUUUGAGUGAAGCCCUGCAGGUGGAAAUGCAUCUCGGGAAACAGCCCAACCCCAAGACGCAUCAAAGAGAGCCGAGUAAACGGCGGUAUGAUUCUGACUGGUACCAAAUCAACAAACAGCUCAUCACCACGGAGAUAGAAAACCAGAAACUUGAGGAAGAGCUCAGGGCUGCUCAGCUGAGGAAGACCAAAGCCUCCAGACUUGCUCGCUCUACACACAUGGGACCACCCAGGGGAGGACAAGUGCAUGCUAUGAAGAUGGAUAUUGACCUGCUGAAGCACGAGCUUGAAAUAAAUCGUUUGAAAAGACUGAUAAACACAAGGACACCGCGGUCACCAUUACUGUUGCCCUCACUGGAGCAGUUCAGAUCCCAGACGCCAGCCCUCACUAAGUGUCUCUAUGAGCAGACGGCUGCACUGGGACCAGCCCCAUAUGACCCGGUGGCAGGUUUCGUGGUGUUCUAUGACUUCCUGCUGGGUCUGAGCCCGUCUUACCAGCUGUGCCGCAUGACGGUGGGGCUCUUCAGUGGCGACCAGGCGAUGGGCGCCCCCUCUCUCCUGCCCCCUGUGCCCUGCGAGCCGCCCUCCGGCCUCUCCUCAUGCCAACCCCCAGGCCUCUCCUCAUGCCAACCCCCAGGCCUCUCCUCAUGCCAACCCCCGGGGCACCACAGCGGCCAACUCGCCCUGCUGGCUACCAAACAGCCUGUGCCCAGAGUCCACCCUGCCCCUGCACUCUCUUUAGUGCUUCACCUGCAGGCCUCAGGAGGAUAUGACAUGCUUGGACAGGAAGUGACCCGCCUGCGGUCCCGGGGCUGGGUGAAAGUGGACGUAUUUGACCGGCACAACCGUGUGAUUAGUGGGAGGUGGAGAGUGCCCCUCCGCCUGCUGCCGGCCAAGCCCUCCAUGACGACCGGAGAGAUGAACGCUGUGCCUCAGCUGGACAGUGCAGAACUGUAUCUGAGAGUUGUGAAUGCCAGAGAUGCAGAAGCACACAGUUCCAUCCCCAUCAGCCAGAGCACAGCGUCACUCUACCGCUUCCCUCCUGCGGUUACCAGGAGUAGACUUCUGCCUUCACCGUGCGCAUUUGAGCCCUGUGAUCGGAGCAAUGGGGCCCGUCAUCACCAGGAGUCCACUCCACCCACCCAUAUGCUGAGUGCUGACCUGACCACUCCACCCACCCAUAUGCUGAGUGCUGACCUGGACUAGAUGAAGAUGUUGUGUUUAUGCUGACAGUAAUAUGUUUAUGUUUAUGGUUCACAGCAGAAUGCUUUUGCAACGUAAUUUUCCAAAGUAAUAACAUUAUAAUCACAUAAUGACGUCAAUGAGCAUGACCUUUAUUUUAAAAUGAAGGCCCAGAUUGUGCACCCAGCACAACGGGCGCAAAGCCCGACGCAAGUCUUAUUCAUAUCGCCCCUCUCAUCAUACUCAGGUCUUAUUCAUAUCACCCCUCUCAUCAUACUCAGGUCUUAUUCAUAUCGCCCCUCUCAUCAUACUCAGGUCUUAUUCAUAUCACCCCUCUCAUCAUACUCAGGUCUUAUUCAUAUCACCCCUCUCAUCAUACUCAGCUCACCAGGAGUCCUCGUCUCAGAAUGCAUUUGAGUCAUGUGGCUGGAGCAACACGGCCCGUCAUUGCCCAUCACAUGCCAGUCUUAUAAUGUCGUAUAUACCCAGUGAUGCAUUGCCCAUCACAUGCCAGUCUUAUAAUGUCGUAUAUACCCAGUGAUGCAUUGCCCAUCACAUGCCAGUCUUAUAAUGUCGUACCCAGUGAUGCGUUGCCCAUCACAUGCCAGUCUUAUAAUGUCGUAUAUA